Ictalurus punctatus (channel catfish) is the source of this 2419-nucleotide messenger RNA. RefSeq lists its product as uncharacterized. The transcript has 11 exons. The record is from RefSeq and is a predicted model, not a curated record. Bases 165 to 1982 code for a protein of 605 amino acids. NCBI's taxonomy places the organism in Eukaryota, Metazoa, Chordata, Actinopteri, Siluriformes, Ictaluridae.
GGUCGUAUUGAAUCGGAGCACUCGGUGCCAUCACUUCCCUCCUGAAUGUUCUCUAAAGAAGCCCCAGAAGCUCUGGGAUGUAGCGUUAGUGUGGACGUGAACCAGAGAGAAGAAACCACUUGUGAUCAAGAACAGCACCUCCUUUUAGUGCACAAUGCGCACACAUGCUUAAAUGGAGCGUUAAUAGGAAGAUGGAAUUUACAAGGCUGAACACGUCGACUAAAAGUGACAGCGCAGAUGGAGGAUGGCACAUGGUGAUCGCCCCUCGUUCAGCUGAGAAAAGCUCGGAUCAGCAGGGCCAGCUGGAUGGGGAGUUCUGCAGAAGCCUUCCAAGGGCACACUUUCUGCGUCCUGGCUGUUUUCGUGCUGCAGCAGAGCGAGGCGCAUUCUCUCCUGAUAGCCAUGACCUCUGCUUCAAGGGUGAAUGGCUGCAGGAUCAGUGCUCCUGGGACAGUAAGGGUUCUGCAAGUGUGGCUCGCUCAUGUGGUCCACACCCACUUGCACAGCCAGGCUUCUAUAGUCCCAAAAUUCCUCGAUCUAGACAUUGUGAGCCUACUACAGAGUUUUCCAUGACCAAAAACACAAAGGAGUACUGUGCUCAUACUCUGCCUUUACCUCACACCAAAUUAGCUGUUUUGAAGCAAAGUGCACUGUCCUGCAGGCCACAAGGAAUCAAGACCUCAUUGGUGGAAAAGCCUCGACUGAUGAGAGCUGCGAUUUCUCCAACGUUGCCAAAUUCAACCCCAAUAGAUCCAAUCCAGCAGCAGACAUACGACCAAGAACUCCAGCAUGUUAAGGACCAGGAUAUCCAGACACAGUGUUUCUCCAGCCUGCACCAGUGUUCAGUGAACUUAACCAGAACAGAGAUCUCCAAGAAGCAGGAACGUCUCUGGAAUCAUUGUGACCAAGCGCAGUCCACAAAAAAACAGAGUUUCUUCAGUGUGAAGAAAUGGGCUCAAGAUCCACAUGUGUUCAACAACAGCUUUACGCUGCCACAAAGUCCGUCUUCACCAGACGAUCUGAAUUUACGAAGAGAUAGUAAGCUUACUGGUUACCGUAAGCUCAGUGUUUUCAAUGGCACCUGUUAUACUCCUCAAGAUGGUUCUAACUGUGCCUCAUCCAGCCAAUCACAUGGUAGAAGCACCGAAAACAACAGCAAACAGAAGAACAGACAAGACUCCAGUGAAGUUGGAAAUUAUUCCAUAAGCAACAGUAAUAAAAGGCAGGUGGACACGAAAUCAAAGAACGUGUUUGGUCAGCCCUGUGUGAUCGCUACACUCCGGUCAGGCUGCAGCCCACAACCUGUUCGCAAAACCACUAUAGUCGAGGACCUAAAAAAGCUCAUUCUGUUGGAUGAAGUCACUGACUCGACGACCCAAACAAGCAGAAGUGCUAUUGAGUGUCCUCAAGGCUCAUCUUCACCAACGCCCUUAAUGUUCUCCAGCCCUGUCCUCGCCAGGCAUCCUGUUCCCAGACCCAACCACCUCGCUCUGCAGUCUGACCCCACAGCGCUACGACGUGAGCUCUCGGACACACUGGGGUGGGACCAGGACGCCAGGUUUGAUCAGAAACCCCUGAAUUUGACGAAUAUAGCCUGCAAGCUUGACUGGAACAGCUUGGUGAAUGCAGCCGAGGCUUAUGAAACGCAGGAGUUGGCUAACCUCCUGACCGGUGAGUCCCGUGACAUGCAGUCAGGUCCGGGUCCUGAACCACACGGUCCACACCUUCCUCAUGCUCUCAGUGAAAUUCCAGAUGACAAUGUUUUCAUUGAUUCUCCUGACCAACUCUCUCACCUGGAGGCCAUGCUGAUGAGGCUCAGCACUGAUCUCCUGAAGGAGAAGAAGGACAAGGUGGCUUUGCUGGCUGAGGUGUUGAAGCUUCGCAUGAGCAACCAGCACCUGAAAGAGGAAUCGCUGUCGGCUAACGAACAGCUGCAGAAAAUCCGCCAGAUGUUCGGCAUAAGCCCUGAAUCCGUGGAGUAGAAAGCCACGAGGGAUCUUUGUGUUUAAACUUAAAAAUGGUUUAAACUUUAAUUGGCGGUAAAUAAAAUAUCACGACAAUGUUUUAAAACUCUCCGAGUCGUAUUAAAACUCCGAUAAUGCCUCCUAACACAGUAGUUUUGUCGCAUAACUAAAAUAACAUUAAUACACAACAAAUAAAUAAAUAAAUUAUAAAAACAAAACAAAACAAAUAAAGCUGUUUCUAAAAUGCUACUAUAGUUAUAUUCAGUUAUACAUAUAUUAUAUCUGAUUAAAAAAAAAAAAAAAACUGUUUACAGCAUUUAAAACACUGAUGGUCUUUGAACUGUACGGUGCAUAAAAAAUAAAAUAAAAAAGUUAUUUGACUUCUGCAUCUUUUGCAAUAUAAUGCAGUUUUGUGUAAUUAUUCAAUUCCUAAACUGCAAGCCAACUUACUGAAC